Alternaria alternata is the source of this 1437-nucleotide messenger RNA. RefSeq names its product longevity assurance proteins LAG1/LAC1. Gene Ontology annotation, molecular function: sphingosine N-acyltransferase activity. The record is from RefSeq and is a predicted model, not a curated record. Gene Ontology annotation, cellular component: membrane. NCBI's taxonomy places the organism in Eukaryota, Fungi, Ascomycota, Dothideomycetes, Pleosporales, Pleosporaceae. Gene Ontology annotation, biological process: ceramide biosynthetic process. The transcript is spliced from 4 exons. The coding region runs from base 1 to 1437 and encodes 478 amino acids.
AUGCAAACCCAAAAGGCACCGUCUGCGCCCAAGAGGCGGAAGAUGCAGGCGAAGAAGGUCGACGAUGAGGGGCUCAUGGCCUCGCUGUGCACGCUCAUCUGCGACCACCAGAUCGGCAUUUCCGUCAACCUCCUCACCCUCCUCUGCCUCACCCACACAUUCUUCCCCCGCGCCCGAAGCCGGACCUCCAAGUUCUUCCACAUGUCGUACUACAACCCCGACACGGACAUGUACGGCUGUGGCACCGACGAUCUGCCCUUUGUUCUGCUGUGGACCGUCAUAUUCACCGGCGUCCGCGUAGCAGUCAUGGAAUACAUGCUCGAUCCACUGGCGAGGCUGGGUGGUAUCCGCACAAAGAAAGGGCUGGACAGGUUCAAGGAGCAGGCAUGGCUCAUUGUCUACUACACUGCAUCGUGGUCUCUAGGAAUGUACAUCAUGUACCACUCGGAGUUUUGGCUGAAUCUCCACGCCAUAUGGGAAGGCUGGCCUUUCCGGGAAGCAGAUGGCCUGUUCAAGUGGUACUAUCUCGUCCAAUGGGGCUUCUGGGUUCAGCAGAUUCUCGUCGUCAACAUUGAGGAGAAGCGCAAGGACUAUGCGCAGAUGUUCACACACCAUAUCUUCACUACCGCGCUCAUGUGCCUGUCCUACGGUUACUUCCAUAUGCGCGUCGGCAUCGUCAUCCUGACCAUCAUGGACUUUGUCGACAUCAUCUUGCCCACCGCCAAACUCCUCAAAUACAUGGGCUACUCCAACGCCUGCGACUACGCCUUCGGUCUCUUCGUCAUCUCCUGGGUCGUCACCCGCCACGUUCUCUACAUGAUGGUCUGCUGGUCCAUCUACGCCUACGCACCCGUCGACAUGGCUCCCGGCUGCUACCUCGCCGACUCCACCUCGAAGCAGACCUCGUUCGUCCCUGCGUCUAAUGCAUCGCAAUUCGAAGCAUACGGCGGCAACAACCACUGGGGUAAUCUCCUCAAAGCAUACAGCGACCGCAACGGACCCAUUUGUUGGAACCCGCAGAUCCGCUACUACUUCCUCGCACUUCUCCUCACUCUACAAGUCUUCUGCUGCAUAUGGUUUGCGACUAUUGCAAAGAUCGUGUACAAGGUGCUCAAGGGGAAUGCGGCUGAGGAUCUGCGCUCCGACGACGAGGGCGAGGAUGAAGAAGUUGAGGUCGAUCAGACCAAGACGAUUUUCAACAUGGCGACUACGUGUGGUGAGAGCGGCAUGAGCUCAAGCGGUAUGACUGUACAGCCAAAGGAAGAGGAAGUCGGCGUUGAUGCGCUGACUUUUGCACGUCUGAAUGGGGCGAGUCAGCGACGACAGGCGAAGAGGGAGAGUGCAAGGGAGAGCGCGAGGGUGAGUGGGAUUAGUAUUCCUGGUCAUGGGGAUCGUAAGGAGCUUUUGGGUAGGAUUGGGUGUGAUAAGCCUUCUUGA